Molecule: messenger RNA, 2683 nt
Organism: Tupaia belangeri chinensis (Chinese tree shrew)
Lineage: Eukaryota; Metazoa; Chordata; Mammalia; Scandentia; Tupaiidae
Product: putative zinc finger protein 833
Exons: 5
Coding region: 640-1710 (356 amino acids)
Biological process (GO): regulation of transcription by RNA polymerase II
Molecular function (GO): DNA-binding transcription factor activity, RNA polymerase II-specific; RNA polymerase II cis-regulatory region sequence-specific DNA binding
Source: RefSeq, a predicted model, not a curated record
AAUGCACAUAAUCCUCCAGGCGGAGUCCCAUGCAGGGGCGGGCAGGCAGCGUGGCCAGCGGAGGGCUGUGACCGAGAACCUGUCAUUCCGGUUCUCGGGCUGCACGCGGCGACCACUUCCUCUGUCAUUCAAACCCCGGGGUGCGGGUCCCCGAAAGCAGCAUCCAAUCCGGGGCGCCGGGCUGGGUCCUGGGAGCUGGCCAAUCAGGCGCGCGCGUGCGCAGAAGCCGCCGGUUCAAGGCUCUCGCGGGUCUUUGAGUCUCGCGCGGCCCCUCGCGGUUUGGCGGCUGCGCGCCUCCGAGAGGUCCCUGGUGGCUCCGCUGCAGCCUCAGUCACGCAGUGUCCUGCACUGACCACAGAGCCGCAGGGAGGACGCCGGGACACCCCGGAAGCCGGAAAUGGGCUAGAUUCUGUGCUUUGCCUGAGAAGUAGAAGAUGUAAUUGCCUUAGAACUUCCUUCUCUCUUGACUCAGUGGCCUUGGAGGAUGUUGUUGUGACCUUUACCCAUGAGGAGUGGGAUUUACUGGAUCCUUCACAGAAGAAUCUCUACAAAGAUGUAAUACGGGAAACUGUCAGCAACCUUGCAUCUCUAGGAAGACAAUGGAAAGAUGAAACUAUUGAAGAUGAGUAUGGAAAUCCCAUGACAUAUCAAAGAAGUGAUGUGGUAGAGAAUCUGUAUGAAUGUCAAGAAGGUAUUCAGUAUGGAGAAACUGUCGACCAGAUGCCACAGUACAUUCUCAACAAAGAAACUCCUCUUGGAAUAAAGGCAUACGAAAGCAGUAUGUGUGAAGAAGUCUUCACUGAUCCUUUAUCCCUUAAUGAGCACAUCCCAACUCAAACUGGACAUGAAUCAUAUGAUUAUCAGGAAUAUUUAGAAAAGCCAUAUAUACAUAAGGAGUGUGGGAAAGCCUUCAGUCAUUGUCACUCCUUUCAAAUACAUGAAAGUGCCCACACUGGAGAGAAACUCUAUUAUUGUAAUGAAUGUGGAGAAACCUUUUUCUCUCUUGUAAGUGUCCAAAGACACAUGAUAAUGCAGAGCGCAGAUGGACCUUAUAAAUGUAAGGUAUGUGGGAAGGGCUUUGAUUGUCCCAGUUUAACUCUUCUUCAUGAAAGAACUCACAGUGGAGAGAAAAUCUAUGCAUGUAAGCAGUGUGGGAAAGCCUUCAACCGUUCCAGUUCUUGCCGAAUCCAUGAAAGAAUUCACACUGGAGAGAAACCGUAUGAAUGUAAACAGUGUGGUAAAGCCUUCAUUUUUUUCAGUUAUUUGCGAGUCCACGAAAGAACUCAUACCGGGGAGAAACCCUACCAAUGUAAGUAUUGUGGGAAAUCCUUCAGUUCUUCCAGUUACUAUCGAAAACAUGAAAGAAUUCACACUGGAGAGAAACCUUAUGUAUGUAAGCAAUGCGGGAAAGCCUUUAAUCGUUCCAGAUCUGUUCAGUACCAUGAAAAAGCUCACAGUGGAGAGAAACCAUAUGUAUGUAAAGAAUGCGGAAAAGCCUUCAUCUGUUCCAGUUCCCUUCGAAAGCACGAAAGUACUCAUACUGACGAAAAACCAUACAUAUGUAAGGAGUGUGGAAAAGCCUUUAGCUUGUCGAGGUACCUUCGUAAGCAUGAAAGAAUUCAUUCUGGGGCUGCCUUCCUUGCUCAGCUGUUCAGAGAACUGGGUUCCACAUGGAUGACUGCAGUUCGGAUGCCAGCCUCAGCAGUAUGAAAAACACGAUGGGCACGUGUAUGUGUGCCCCAAAUCCUGAUGGGAUGGAGAAAUAGAGGAAAAAGGUUUGCAGUAUGACCAUGCUCCAUUGGGAGAUUCUCUUCUUUUCUUUCUCUCUUUCUCUCUGUCUCUCUCUGGUGAGUACAUGCACCCUCUAGCAAUAAAAGAGAAAGAAAAAAAUAAAAUAAUAAUUCACACUGGAGAGAAACCCAAAAUAAAGAAUGUUGGAGGACUUUCAUGAUCACUCAACCUUUCUACCACCCAUGAGGGUACAUAUUUCAGAGGUCCUUCAUAAAUUUAAUGGGUGUCAGAAAGCUUUUAGUCUUCCCUUUUCCAUUCAAAGCCAUCAAGGAAAACAUGUAGAGAAACCUCUUGAAUAUAAUAAAUGUGGACAAGCCUUCAGUUGACCCACAUGUAAAACUAGAUAACUGCUUUAAAACUCUGCAAGCUUGAAAAAUACAGGAAUGUUUUUAACUAAUUCUUUUAAAGUCAUAUGAAAAGUAAUACAACAAAAUCCUGUAAAUAGAAUAGGAAAAGCCAGAUGCACACUUACUCAUGUAGAAUGCCCCCGAAAAUAACAACCUGAAGGAAAUGUUAUAUAAAAGUUAUCAACAGUCUUUUUUCAGUAGCUUAUUUAGCAGGAAUCCUGUACUGUCAAUUUCUAAUUCUUGAAAAGAAACAUUGAAGUAACACAAUUCCUAAGUAUUGUUUAAACAAUAGCGUAUGUAGUGUUUUUUCUUAAAAUCAGUUGGUGAAAUUUAUCUUCCAUUUUGAAGCGUGUUCCAUCCAUAAGUGUAUUGAAAUAUAUUUUUAGUGUGCAGUGAGUUUAGGGUCAGUUCUGAGGUCUGGUGGUGAAGACAGCCAGAUCCCAUGUGACCAACCCACAGUUCGAGUCCCAGACCUGGCUGCUUCAGAAGUAUGCCAGAGUACGUGCCCAAAAUCCCAACAGGAGGGGGAGAUAGAGGAGAAGGGA